This is a messenger RNA of Rhodofomes roseus, 1427 nucleotides long. RefSeq lists its product as uncharacterized. Gene Ontology annotation, molecular function: protein binding. Lineage: Eukaryota; Fungi; Basidiomycota; Agaricomycetes; Polyporales; Fomitopsidaceae. The transcript has 3 exons. The record is from RefSeq and is a predicted model, not a curated record. The coding region runs from base 45 to 1115 and encodes 356 amino acids.
CUCUUCCACUUGCAUCCACCACACACGCUGCCACUUAAUACAUCAUGAAGCGCAGUCUAGAUAUAGACACCUCGGAGGAGGCAAGUGGCCACAAACGGCCUCGUCGACAGACUUCGCACAAAGACCGCUCGCAAGGCCCAAACACCGGAGCCGAAGAUUCAGGGCUUGUACGCGACAAAGAGUUCUGGUACGAAGAUGGUAGCGUCGUUCUAGUUGCGGGAAACGUUGGUUUCCGCGUGUACCGAGGUCUGUUGGUGAGGCGAUCUGAGGUCUUCAGCGACCUCUUCUCCGUCCCGCAGCCACAGGACAGCCAGCUGGUCUGCGGCUGCCCAGUCGUUCAUCUGUCUGAUACACCCGACGCCUUGAGAGAGGUCCUGGGUGUACUGCUUUGCGGAAAGAAAUACAUCCAGAAGAACGACAUUGAAUUAGAUCGUCUGUCCUACCGCAUCCGCCUAGCGCACAAAUACGGCAUCGAAGACCUCCUGGAUGAGUCCAUACAACAACUCAGGCAACUCUUCCCAGCGAACUUCGCAAGCUGGCGCGCCACGGGACGCCACUACACUUCCCGAGGGAUCACCGCCGUCAACCUGGCCCGUCUGACGAACACGCAGUCCGUGCUGCCCACCGCGCUAUAUGUAUGUUGUCAAUUGUCCGACCGUGCCUUGCUGGAGGGCGCGGCUCAUCCCGACGGGACCACCGACGAGCUGAGCCGGGACGACCUCCUGCGAUGCAUGGCCGCGAAGUCUCUCCUCGGGCGUACACACGUGCAUGGCAUCCACACCCUGCUCCACCACAUAGGCUCCUUCGUCCAGGGCUGCCGCUCGCAGCCGUCCUGCUGCAGGGCCUUCGAUCGCAUGCGCCACACGGCGACGACGCGGUCGCUCGACGUCGCGACGCCGAUAGACAUCCUCGACACGUGGGACGACCUGUUGGACAAAUAUGACAGAACGAAGGUUGGCGGAAAUGCGCUCGUCAGUUUGUGCGAGUGCUGCAUGACCAACCUCCGCGAGAGGGUCUUUGCUACUAUCUGCACCAGGUGGGCUUCAUUGCCGGGCCUCGUGGACGCCUGGAAGGAUAAAGUGGCCGAAGAAAACGGGGAUCCUGAGAUUGAGUAGCUGAGUGGCAUUGACAUAUGCUGCUGACAAGCUCAAGGAUCUGGAUGCCACAAGACUCAUCGUGAAGAUGUACUGCCAUUCCGCCUAUUGCUGCAUUGUAUCCGUAUCACUACGCGUCGCCCAUUGCAUACCCUGUAUACCCACAUCCAUAUACUUAUACGCUGCACUGUAUCUGAAUCACUACACAUCGCCCUCUGUAUACCCUAUAUACCCGUAUGAAUACAUGUAUCUACAGUACACGCUACUACAUUUAUUGAACCUGCUUUAUCUGCAUACACUCUCAAAGAGAGCAGAAAUUCCGCAGCGACCACC